Polyodon spathula (Mississippi paddlefish) is the source of this 3560-nucleotide messenger RNA. Its product is annotated as cadherin-16-like. The record is from RefSeq and is a predicted model, not a curated record. Gene Ontology annotation, molecular function: calcium ion binding; cadherin binding. Bases 111 to 2603 code for a protein of 830 amino acids. Gene Ontology annotation, biological process: homophilic cell-cell adhesion; calcium-dependent cell-cell adhesion; cell-cell junction assembly. The transcript is spliced from 19 exons. Gene Ontology annotation, cellular component: catenin complex; plasma membrane; adherens junction. Lineage: Eukaryota; Metazoa; Chordata; Actinopteri; Acipenseriformes; Polyodontidae.
GUUUCCACAACUGCGUGGACAUUAAAAUGUGAAAGGAUCAAGCCACACUACACAACGCAAGACGUUUAACGAAGAACUACAGACACUGAAGGAACAGGUCCUGUUGCAGAAUGUGUCCUACACCACCUGCAAAGGGGCUCCCUUUCCUAAAUUUCCUGCUCUUAUUGGCAGUGGGGACAUCUGAGGUGCUGAGGUCAGAAGUUCCAGAGAACUAUGAAGGAAACUUCCCUUUUUAUAUCGCAAAGCUGCCCAAGCAGGCAGUAGGAUCAUACCAUUUCACUCUGACUGGAGAUGAUGAGGGGGUUUUCGGGGUGGAUUCGGGUUUUCUGUAUGCUACAGAACCCUUCGACAGAGAGAAGCACCCCUCCUACACGCUGCAGGUAAGCGUGACUGACAAAGGGCAGCCAGUCAUUGACCCCGCCACUAUUUAUAUCCAGGUGAAGGAUAAAAAUGACAACUCUCCACAGUUUACAAAGGAAUCCAUGUCAGGAAUCGUCUACUCUGGUCUGGGUACAAAAUCAGGGUCUCCCUUUAUGCAGGUACAGGCCUCUGACCUGGAUGACCCCGACACCCCACAUGCUGACCUCCGUUACAGUCUGGUCAGCCAGGCCCCCUCAGAACCAUCCGGAAACAUGUUUCAGAUCAACUCUCUGACCGGCUCUGUGUCCCUCACUGCAGAAGGUGCGCGUCUCCUAGACCCAGAGCAGUGUAACAUGUAUAACCUGAAGGUGACAGUCAAGGACAUGGGAGAGGAAUCCUAUGCACACACAGUGGAGGGCAAUGUGUCCAUUGAAGUCAUGGAGAACACGUGGAUCCCACUAGUGCCUGUGAAUCUACAAGAGAACCAGCAGGGCCCUUUCCCACAGCAGAUCUCCCAGGCUCAGUGGAGUGGAGGGCCAGCUGUUUACAGGCUGAAGGGAGCUUUCUCUAGGGGUCUUUUUACCAUCAGCAGCGAGGGCAUCAUCUCAGUGACCCGGCCUCUGGAUAGAGAAGCUCAGGUUGAGUUUCAGAUCGAGGUAUUUGCAGAAAGUCCUGACGGCACCCCGUACGCCGACCCCCUCACGCUGGCAGUCACCGUGGGAGACGACAAUGACAACGCGCCCGUCUUCUCCCAGCAGCUGUACCAGGCAGACGUUCAUGAGCUGGCCGUGCAAGGGACAGAAAUUCUUCAAGUCCAGGCCACUGACGCAGAUGCUCCCGCCUCGGAUAACUCAAAGGUUGUUUACCGAAUUGCCAGUCAGGAGCCAGAAAGCAAAGAGCCUUUAUUUAGAAUGGACAGGGAAUCUGGAUCCAUUAUUGUGCAGGCAGCUAGUCUCCAUGGCAUUGCAGCUCACUACACUCUGGAAGUGAUAGCAGAGGAUCUGGCCGGGCAGAAGGGAGGACACAGCAGCAGCUGCACAGUUAUCCUGGACGUGGUGGAUGUGAAUGACAGGCCUCCUGUGUUUUCACAAAGAAAGUAUGGACCAUUUAAGAUGCCUGAAGAUACAGAGAUGGGUUUUCUGGUAACACAGGUCACAGUUUCAGAUGAAGAUAAGCCUGGAACAGACAGCUGGCUUGUGGAGUUCAAGAUUGAGUCAGGAAAUGAGGGAGAAAUCUUUGAAUUGCAGGCAGACAGAGAGAAUAAUACAGCCAACGUAAUCCUCCAGAAGGAGCUGGACUUCGAGAGUGUGCAGGAAUAUUCUCUGGUGCUCAGUGCUCGGAACGUGGGGCCGCUGGUUGCCGGUAGUUACGGCUCAGACUCCACGGCUACCGUCUUGGUUCGGGUGGUGAAUGUGAACGAGGCGCCAGUGUUGUCCCAGGAAGUCUACGUGGAGAGCGUGGAGGAGGGGGUGCCAGCGGGGACUGUGGUGCUCACCGUGAAGGGCUCGGACCCGGACACCCCUCGCGGAAUUGCUCUCAGAUAUUCUCUGAAAGGAGACACCAAUGAAUGGUUCUAUAUUAAUGAAUACACUGGGGAGAUCAAAGCUGCCCGAGUUUUGGACAGAGAGGUGAUGGAGGGUACCUACACUAUGGUGGUGGUGGCAGAGGAGAGAGUAAGCCCUAACAGCACGCCCAUGUCAGUGACAGCAACUGUGACGAUAAAUGUCAAGGAUGUGAAUGACAACUACCCUCACCUGGUAGGGGAUUACUCCCAGGAGUACCUGUGCUCACUGCAACGUGAGAACCAGGCCAUUAUCAUCGGAGCAGUGGACGGGGAUGUGCAGGAGCAGAGCGGGGCUCUGCAAUUCUCAUUCAACAACGACCCCACCGUGCGUCGCAACUGGAGGCUCAGCCCCAUCAACGGUACUCAUGCCUAUCUUUCCAUGGGACUCAGUUACUUGGUGCCUCAGGUCUACAUGGUGCCUAUCAUCAUCACGGACAGUGGGACUCCCAGACUGGAAAAACAAUUUAACCUGCCAGUGACUGUGUGCCAGUGCACUGAACGAGGCUACUGCAGGACUCAAGUCUUGGAAAUGAUGGGAAAGCCAACUCCGCUGUCUGCUUUCGGCAUUUUAUUUGGAACCCUGGGAAUUUUAAGCCUUGCUGUAAUGAUAGGCUUAGCAAAAUUGAAAGCUAAGAGAACAGACAACCCAGACAAAAUCCCUUUGAACAAUUCUGCAUAGCGCCCAGCAUAGAAGAGGAUUCACCCACAUUUUACAGCCUGUCAUGAAACCUACAGUACUCACCUAUAGCACCUAAGGAGCCCUGUGGCAAACACAGCCGUAACUAAAGAAAACACAACGAAGAUGAAAUGCAAGACACUGCCUUGGCCAGAUGAAUGAUGUCAAUACUUUAAUUGCUAAACGAUAAAUCCACAAAGGUAUAUAACUAAUGAGUGCCUUUAGCCACAGCUAAGAUAACCAGCACAGCAAGCUAAAGUCAAUCAUGCUUCCUAUCUAUACAAUAGAUCGUUGUUAAAUAAUUUAAUAUAAGGUGGUCUUCCAUUUGAUAUCACACUGUUAAAUAAUGUAACUGCAAUAUCAAACUGAAGACCACGAUUUAUUUAUAUAUUUAUAAAUUAUAUUAUUUAACAGUGUGAUAUCAAACUGAGUAUACUAUACAUACACUAGUUAAACAAAAGAUCUGUGUUAAAAGCAGUGGUUGAAGUAUGGCUUAUCUGCUAGCAAUGCCAUACAAUGUGGGGGUGUUUUUUUGCUCACAAACCAUCAGUGUUAAUGUAGUGGUAUUUAAAACCAAUAUGAAAUCCCAGUUGCCUGGUGUAUAUAUAAUAAAUAUGUCAGUGGAUAGAUAAAAAGAACAAAUCUAGCACCUGUUGAAUGAGGAUGUAGAUGCUAAAAGUAAGAUAUUAAUGAGUGCCCUUCAGCUUUCUAAGGGGAUAGGGGAUAGUCCAAUCAAAUAAAAUGUAUUUAAUAAAGUAUUAUCUUACAUCUGAUGUUAGAAAUUCAACUGCCUUAAAAAGAUGUGUGUGAUUAUUAUUAACAGAGGGCACUGGACAGUCUGUGACAGCUCCCAGUAGAUCCACAGCUUAGUGACAAAUGAAUGAUUUCUGAUGGCUAAUGCACCGCUAAUAAGAGGUGUUUGCCUCCAAGUGUAAAUUAAAUAAAGCCAGUUUUACUGUC